Molecule: messenger RNA, 2445 nt
Organism: Amborella trichopoda
Lineage: Eukaryota; Viridiplantae; Streptophyta; Magnoliopsida; Amborellales; Amborellaceae
Gene: KAN
Product: Homeodomain-like superfamily protein
Biological process (GO): abaxial cell fate specification; regulation of DNA-templated transcription
Molecular function (GO): transcription cis-regulatory region binding
Source: RefSeq, a predicted model, not a curated record
GGCAUUUUUCCCUUUUGUUAAAAUAACACCACACCAAAGGUAGAGUGAAAAGGAGUGAGGCAGAAACUUCCCCUUUUUAACCGGGGGUUUUGCCCUCAUCAUUUCUUUCACCCUUGUUUUGACCAUCCCUCAUGCCCCCCCUAAGUGUCAUUUUCUUACAUACAUAUUCUAAGGGGGAUGGCAGAUUUGGCUUCUUUCCAUUUCCUUUCUCAUUUUGUGUAAUCCCUCUCCUUCUCUGUGUCCCCCACUUUUCUCUUCUCUCUCUCUCUCUCUCUCUCUCUCUUACUCCGUGCCAAACCAGUGCAGCAUGUCUGUAGAGAGAGGGGACACCUUUGUUUACAUUCCCAAUCUCCAUUGUUUUCCCAAUCCUCCUCUUUCUCUCUCCUCCAACUCAAGCUUCGAUCUCCGAGCAAACCAACAUGUCCUCCUCCUCUUUCUCUCUCUACAAACCUACCCUCAUCCGUACCUCCUCCCUUAAAUCCCUCACCCCCAUGUCUUCUAAUCCCUUCUCACCCUCAUCUUAACAGUAGAGAGAGAGUGCAAGAGAGGAGCAACAUCCCCAAAAGAGAGAAGCAAGACGCCCCAAAAUAGUUAGCGAGAGAGCAAGAGAAGGGCCCAUCGAAUUGCUUGAUGAGUGUUGAACCUGAAAAUUGAGGAGCUUUAGGGUGAUUUUGUGAGUGGAAAAAAUGCCUACACAGGGGGUUUUCAUGGAGCCACCACGCUCUCUGCCGGAUCUCUCGCUGCACAUAAGCCCUCCGAACAGUGGCGCCACUCCUUCGAAUUGCAGCACCGAGCUCUCGCUCGCAAACCCUAGCGCCCCGCAAGAGAACCAGGAACCCCACUUUCUCUCUCUACCCCACUUCCAAAACCACCACCAGAACCACCCCCAUCAUAUGCCUUCUUUCUCUCUCUUAGAAGUCUCUGAGGGCCUAAGGCCCAUAAGGGGAAUACCAGUCUAUCACAACAGGCCCUUCCCUUUUGAUGAUCCAAAGAUGGGUAGUAGGCUUUACCAUCUCUCUUACCCCUCAACCUCAUCUUCUUCUCUCUCUAACUCUUGCUCAUCUCCUAAUCCUUGUUCUUCUUCCUCGGCUUUGGGGCUCGACCCCAUGGCCACCAUUUUGCAAUCGAGCUCAGCUUCUCAAGCCCAACCCUUUCAUUCAUUGAGGUUUGGGGGUCUAAGUAGUGAAACCCUAAAAUCUCAUCACCAUAAUCAUCACCAUUUUGGUGGAGUUUCAGACGCUUCUUCACAUGCGAUGAGGUCAAGAAUUGUAUCGAAGUUGCCUACAAAGAGGAGCAUGAGAGCACCUAGGAUGCGGUGGACUAGCACUCUCCACGCUCGCUUUGUGCACGCGGUCGAGCUCCUCGGUGGUCAUGAGAGAGCUACUCCAAAAUCGGUGCUGGAGCUCAUGGAUGUGAAAGAUCUUACACUUGCUCAUGUAAAGAGCCAUUUACAGAUGUAUCGAACUGUUAAGACCACUGACAAGCCUGCGGCCUCAUCAGGUCAAUCUGAUGGAUUUGAUAGUGGAUCAGCCGGAGAAGACGAUUUUGUUGCCGGAAAUUUGGCCGGAAGUGACCGGAAUUUGGGGGCUUUUGGUUUUCAAGGAGAGGUUGAUUACUCUAGUACUAAUAAUUCUCAUCCUCCUGCUCCUUCGUUGUGGAGUAACUCUUCAAGUAGGGGACCUUGGUUACAUACCACUUCAAGUGAUGCCGAGAGUAUUAGAUCCCCAGCCCUUCUUUUGCAGGAAAAAGAUGGGCAUCACAUUGAGGCAAAAGGAAAUAACCAUGACCUCAAGAACCCCAGCUUGGAAUUUACCUUAGGUAGACCAGGAUGGCAUGGCAAAGACCGUGAUUGAUUAAAAUUGACAGGAUACACAACAGGGGACGGAACACACAAAAAGCAGAAGCCGUAGUCGUAUUAUUAUCACUCUGUUUACUGUCUCAUUAUAUUCACCUCAAUGGGAAUUGGUUGUAUCCGACAUAUUGCAUAUGUCCUUUUUAAGGGUAUUUGUAUCCUGCACAGAGAUCUUUAUUUGAACGUCACCCAUGAAGAGAAAUGAAGAAAGGGAUAUAAAAGCUGCAUCCUCCAUGAAAAUCUGUGGAAAUCAAACAAGGAAAGUGAGGAAACGGGAGUGAGGAGAGAAAGAGAGAAACAAUGUAAACAUGUUCUUCUCUUUGUUUUACUACUUGGUGACCAAUCCCAUCUUUCUAUGUUGCUCAUUUAUUUCAAUGUAAUGGGCCCUUUAUGUCAUCGGCUCAAAUGAAAACUUGAGAAUUGAGGCUUCCUCUUUACAGUUACUCUGCUCUAGUGGCAAAGGAAGGGAGAAGAAAAAUAACUUUUCCUAUGCAAAUGCAAAGAAAUCAAAUCUGUUGUAAGUUGUAAGCUUGUGAAGAGGAUCUUCUUUGGGAGUAUAUUUACAUAAAAAAGAUACAGUCAAUUUAGCUUAA